AUAAUCUAUGGAAUUUGUGUCAAACAGGGUUAUCAACAUUAUCAAGCUAAAUAUCUUUAAGUAUGUUUGUUUAUCAACAACACGAUGUGUCAACACAAGUUGUUGGUAUAAACCAACGAGCAGUAUAAACUGUUGAAGUUACAGCCUUCUGCUUUAUAUAUUGUGUAAUUUUGCUCGUUAGACUGAUGGAGCCAUGGCUAAGUGUACAGAUGUUAUCAAGCGUUACAGGAAUGUCCCCGAGCGGGUCAUCAGCGACACCUGGCAGCACGUCCUGCGCAGCGGGGUGAAAGGGGAGUACCUGCGCGACCUGCUCAUGUCCCACUUGCACGGUCCCCGGUUCCCGCCCGCCGACCCCGGUGCCUGCGCCGCGCUGUUGGCCGCCCUCUCCGCCAAAGGUCGCACCAAGAAGAUGAAGAACGUGAUAGCGCAGAUAUUCGAGGAGCUCGGCCCGUACCUGGAGACGAGCCUGGUAGACGCCGCCGGCCUGUCUGAGGACUCGGUGGCUCUCGUCCACAUGCUGGAUGCCCUGCUUGUGGGCGGGCUGGUGCCAUUGCUGGAGCCGUCCGCCAUCGACAAACUGAUCAUGGUGCUGGAGGACAAGCAGCGUGGCGCGGAGGAGCGAGGCAAGGUGCUGGCGUUCCUCGGCCGUGCUGCUUCGCGCUACCUGAGCAUCGUGCUGCCGCGCCAUGCCGAGAGCGUGACCCGCCUGCUGGCUGGCUGGCUGCAGGCGCCCGCGGCCGGCCUGGGAGGCAGGUCCGGGGAGCAUCUGUUCACCGUGCUGUCGCCGGUGAACUCUCCGACCGCCGCCCACCUGAUGAGCGUCCACGCGUUCUCGAGCGUGCGGGAGUGGCUGGCGCAGCUGACCCUCCCCGGGCAGCGGGUUCCUUCAGAGGUGUCCCUGCUCCUCGACGCGAUCUGCGCGUACUGCGACACGGCCGUGGAGCAGUGCCUGGGGCAGGCCCCGGAGGAUGACGCGUCGUUGCAGAAAGCAGUGCUUUGCGAGAUACUGGAUGUGAUGCACCACGUGGCAACACUGGACCCCAGUCGGGUGUCCGGAGGGCUCGCGUUGGCUCAGAAGGUACACACUGUGGUUGGUUCACGGUUUCGAAGCGAUUACCAAGACGUGUCUGUCUUGACGCUCUCCUUGCAGUUUCUCCUGCGCUUCGGCAGGACCUCCGAGCACGGGCUGCAGCAGGCGUGCGAGCGGUUCCUCGGCGACACGGUGUACCGCAGCUACUCGUCGGGCCUCGCGGCUUGGGACGUGGCCCGGCUCCUGUGCCAGGAGGCGCCGCGCCUGUCGCGGGCGGGCCUGCUCCAGAGGUUCCACCCCAACCUGCUGAAGCUGGUGGCCUGCCACCCGGCCACCCUCGUCGAGGAGUUCCUGCAGCUGGUGCCCUCCCUGCUGUCCGCGGAGAACACCGUCCAGGUGUGGAGCAGCCUGGUGGAUCUGCCGCUGCUGUCUGCCACGCUGCUGCUCCACCAGGCCCCGGUAGCCCUCCAGCUAGAGCCAGCGCGAGCGGCCAGCGCCGCCUGGGGUGAGCUGCUGGAGAGUGUGCGCUCCUCGGAGCACCAGCCAGCGUACUCCUACAUGCUCCGCCGGGAGAGCAGCCUCGGCGACGCCCCCAGUGUGCGGGCGUACCUGAAGCUGAUGGAGGGCGUGUCGAGCCACGCGCUGGUGGCGGCGAGCAGUCAGGUGGCGCCCCUGCUUCUGGGUGUGUUCCUCGACGCGGUGCAGGAGCGCGCGGAUCUCGGCGCCACGUCGCAGCUGCUGGCCGCCAUCCUGGACCGCCUGGCGCUGCUCUACCGCGCCCCCGGCUACCACGCCGCCGUCAACAAGCUGGUGUCACGGCACGUGCUCGAGUUGGUCCGGCUGUGCCCAGACGUCGUGUUCGUGGCGCAGACCGAGAUAGUGGCGUUCCUGUCUGUGCUCGGCAACGCCGCCUCGUCGUGCGACCUCUACACUCACCUCAUGUGGCUGGCUGGAGAAUACGUUGCACCCGGCCUCAGCGAGCGGUGCAGCCACAAAGCCCUGGAGAGCUACUACGAGUGCGUGGAGUGCUGCCUGUACGAGAGCCUCAGCAAGCUGCCGAGCCAGCCCGUGUCUUGCAGACUGCUCAGCGUCAUGUGCUCAGCGCUGGCCAAGCUGGCGAGCCGCAGCGAGGACCUGAUACCGCGCGUGAUGCUGUGUCUGCGCAAGGUUGCUGCGCAGGUGCCGGCCAGCACGGACCAGGAGGGGAGGGAGGUGGUACUCGCCCGAGUCCAGGAGCUGAUGUCCGUCCUCAGGAACCCCACGAUUGCAUCAUCAGUUCUUUCAUCUCACGCAGAAAUUCCAGGAAUGACAGCAGUAAUAAGGACCAUUACUCAGCUGAACACGUAGUGAAUGAAUAAAUUCAUAAUUAAACUUUGAAACAGGACAUAACACAUUUUCUUAUGUCACUGCAAAGUUUUGUCCAAAAAAAUAACUGAAUAUGUAAAUUGUUGUAAAUAAUGUAAUAAAAACAGUAUUUUUUAUUUGUUCUCAUGAUAAUAAUAAUUAUUAUGUAAUAUAUUACUAACAUUUAAAAUUUUCUUGUUGUUGCUCUUUUAUCAAAUUACCAGUUUUUGAAAUAAAUUUUGGUUGGUUCCUAAAAU
Messenger RNA from Bacillus rossius redtenbacheri, 2631 nucleotides. RefSeq names its product AP-5 complex subunit zeta-1-like. Gene Ontology annotation, cellular component: AP-5 adaptor complex. Lineage: Eukaryota; Metazoa; Arthropoda; Insecta; Phasmatodea; Bacillidae. The transcript is spliced from 12 exons. Bases 194 to 2377 code for a protein of 727 amino acids. The record is from RefSeq and is a predicted model, not a curated record.